This is a messenger RNA of Lactuca sativa (garden lettuce), 1011 nucleotides long. RefSeq names its product protein FAR-RED IMPAIRED RESPONSE 1. Gene Ontology annotation, molecular function: zinc ion binding. Lineage: Eukaryota; Viridiplantae; Streptophyta; Magnoliopsida; Asterales; Asteraceae. The record is from RefSeq and is a predicted model, not a curated record.
AUGAGAGUAAAUGCAAUAAAUGACCGUCAAUCCCACUGUCCAAAUUACUCAUUUGAGUUUAAUUGUAAAGAUGAUCUAUUGGACUCUAUGUUUUGGGCUGAUGAAACGGAGAAGGCAUAUUAUGCUGAAUUUGGUGUUGUUAUCUCGUUUGAUGCGACUUUCCGAACAAACAAGUGUCGAAUGGUUUUUGCUCCAUUUACUGCUAUUGACCAUCAUAAAAAAUUAGUUACUGUUGGAGCGGGGUUUCUAAGCAAUGGAAUCAUUGAGUCCUACUCUUGGUUGCUUAAAGUGUUUCUUAAAACUCAUGGGAAAGAACCAACAUUUGUUUUAACCGAUCAAGAUGGUGCAAUAAAACAUGCUAAUGAGAAUAUACCAGAUGAUUUAUUUACGAACGCAGACUUUAGAAAAAGAUUCCCACAGCUUGUUUGGGACAUUAAUAUGCAACCUGAUGUCUUUGAGAUGAAGUGGGGUUUGCUUAUGAAGGAAUUCAACCGUGAACGCACAAGAUGGUUUAAAGACAUGUUUACAAAACAUGAUUCAUGGAUACCUCAAUAUUUUAACGAUAUUCCAAUGUGUGGGUUGAUGAAGACUACGUCGAUGUUAGAGAGUAUGAGUUCAUUCUUUAAUACCUACUCAGAAAGUGAUUGGAAUGUUGAAAUAAAAGCUGAAGAGAAAGAAAUAAAUUGUAGUUGUGAACGUUUCAAGUGUAUGGGUGUUUUAUGCAAAUAUGCUUUUACAAUAAUUAUGAGAUGUGGUGUUAAAGAAAUUCCUAAAAGGUACAUUCUGAAAAGAUUGAGAAAGGAUGUGAUAUCAAGAAAUUAUUGUUUUAAUUCUCAUCAAUCCGAUUCAGGGGAUCAUGAGAAUGUGAAGCUAGUCAAUGAUUCAUAUUAUAGUUUUGAAUCAUCUUUGGAUAUUGUAAGAAAUGAAAAAAAGAAAUUGUCUUUGUUUGCUGAGAAACAACAAAUGUUGUUGAAGAAAUUUGAGAGUGAUUAUACAUCUGGUGGAUUGUAA